UUCCAAAAGAGAUUGAUAAUAUGGCUUUUUCAUUUGGAAACGCUGGAGGGGGAGGCACUGGGCUCAAUUUUGGUGCUCCAUCAGCCAAAAGUACAGGCUUCAGUUUCGGAGGUGGACCUCCGACUACAACAGCAGCCUCCAGCACUGGGUUUGGAUUUGGGGCCACUUCAGCUGCGCCUAGUACGGGGUUCGGGUUUGGAGUAGGGGCUUCUACAGCCGCCCCCAGCACAGGAUUUAGUCUAGGAGUUGGAGCCACAACAGCUUCUCCAGCCACAGGGUUUGGUCUAGGAGGCGGGGCUCCAGCUACUACUGCAGGAACUGGAUUCUCCUUUGGCGGAGGUUCUUCUGGUUUAUCUAUUACUCCACUAGGAGCUGCUGCUUCCCAGCCCGGAGCAUCAACAGCUGCUAGUGGAUUCUCCUUUGGAGCCCCCGCAGCUGCUGCUACUACACCUGCUGCUCCUGCUGCUUCUACUGGGUUUUCACUUGGAGGAACUUCAGCUCCUACUACAGGAUUUUCAUCAGGAGGAACUUCCGCUGCUUCUACAGGAUUUUCUUUAGGAGGAACUACUGCGGCUUCUACAGGGCUUACUCUUGGUGGCGCUAACCCUGCAGCUACAGGGUUCUCCUUCGGGGGUAAACCAGCUGCUUCUACCUCAGGAUUCUCUCUAGGAGGUACCCCUGCUGCUGUUAGUACAGGGUUUUCUCUAGGAGGUACCCCUGCAGCUGCUAGUACAGGGUUUUCUCUAGGAGGAACUGCUACUUCAACUGCUGCUCCCGCUGCGGGUUUAGGAGGAUUUGGAAAGCCAACUUCGGCCGCAGCUAGCGCACCUUCACUUGGCUUGUCUGCAUCAACCGCCAUCGGUGGAAAACCUACAGCUUCUGUUUCAGGAUUCUCAUUGGGAGGAACUGGUUCAACUCCGGCACCAGCCUUCUCUCUACCAACAUCUUCUGCACCUGGAGCAACUGGAUUCUCACUGGGUGGAACCACAACUACUGCUACAGUAAGUUCUGCCCCAGCCACCAGUUUCUCCCUUGGAGGUACUACAGAGAAGACGACAUCCACCGGUUUUGGGGGCUUUGGAGCUGCCACUUCCACAGCAGCAGCCAGUAUAACAGCUCCAGGUCUAACCAUCUCAGCAGCAUCUACACAAGCCAGUCUUACCUCCACUACAAGUACAGUUGCCAGCAGUAGUGCUGCAGCUCCGUCUAGUAUGUCCUUCAGACAGUUGGAGGAGAACAUCAACAAGUGGACCCUGGAGCUUGAGGACAUGGAGAAGCAGUUUUUAAACCAGGCAACCCAGGUCAAUGCAUGGGAUCAGCUGCUGGUGAAGAACGGAGAGAAAAUAUUGAAUUUGAAUGAUGCUGUGUCCAGGGUGCGUCAGGAUCAGCAGAGGUUGGAACAUGAACUGGAUUUUGUUUCCGGACAGCAGGCUGAGCUUGAGGAAGCCCUGCGUCCCCUGGAGCUAGCAAUGGCAGGAACUAAUAAUGUGGAUACAGAGAGGGAGAGAACGUAUCAGUUGGCUGAAAACCUUGAUGCCCAACUGAAGCGGAUGUCUGAAGAUCUAAAGGAAGUGAUUUCCCAUCUUAAUAUGGGAAACAGAGGAGCUGAUACCUCAGAUCCUGUAGCACAAAUAGCAAAGAUCUUGAAUGCCCACAUGGACAGCCUGCAGUGGAUCGAUCAGAACGCCUCAGCAAUUGAGAAGCAGUUGAUCACAGUUAAUAGAUUAACAGAGUUACAAACAAGGGACAGUGAUCGGCUGCAGCGAUCUUUUGUUGAAUAGAUUAGAUAGCCAGAUAGAACGGGGGAAAUCAAUAAUCAUGACCGAUUUAUUGAUAUUUAUAUUGAAGAAAUGAUGAAAAAUCUUCGAAAAAAACUUUUUAUCUUCAUGAUCUCGGUCUGUUGCCCCUGAUCGAGAGGUUCGAUCAAAUAUUGUGAUUUUUGCCAUUAAAAAAAAACUGUGACUCAUAAUUUUUUUUUAUAAACUCAAUAAAUAUCAUUAU
Messenger RNA from Eurytemora carolleeae, 2001 nucleotides. It is a transcript of the gene Nup62, whose product is annotated as nuclear pore glycoprotein p62. Gene Ontology annotation, cellular component: nuclear pore; nuclear pore central transport channel. NCBI's taxonomy places the organism in Eukaryota, Metazoa, Arthropoda, Copepoda, Calanoida, Temoridae. Bases 21 to 1781 code for a protein of 586 amino acids. Gene Ontology annotation, biological process: RNA export from nucleus; protein import into nucleus. The transcript has 9 exons. Gene Ontology annotation, molecular function: phospholipid binding; structural constituent of nuclear pore. The record is from RefSeq and is a predicted model, not a curated record.